Molecule: messenger RNA, 550 nt
Organism: Rhipicephalus sanguineus (brown dog tick)
Lineage: Eukaryota; Metazoa; Arthropoda; Arachnida; Ixodida; Ixodidae
Gene: Sf3b6
Product: splicing factor 3B subunit 6
Exons: 4
Coding region: 111-473 (120 amino acids)
Cellular component (GO): nucleus; cytoplasm; ribonucleoprotein complex
Molecular function (GO): mRNA binding
Source: RefSeq, a predicted model, not a curated record
UGAAGUUUAGUUCUUCUUGUGCAAAUUAUUUAUUGUUGCAACGUGCGGCGUCAACAGCCGAGCCAGGCCAAGCUAAUCCUCUGCGCAGUCAGUCACAACAAAACGCAAUCAUGGCGAUGCAAAGGAAAACUAGCGUUCGGCUGCCGCCAGAGGUGAACAGAAUAUUGUACGUCAGAAAUCUGCCGUACAAGAUCUCGGGGGAGGAAAUGUACGAUAUCUUCGGCAAGUACGGAGCCAUCAGGCAGAUCAGAGUUGGAAAUACACCAGAGACUCGUGGCACAGCUUUUGUCGUCUACGAAGACAUCUUUGAUGCCAAAAAUGCCUGUGAUCACCUGUCAGGCUUCAACGUCUGCAACCGCUACCUUGUCGUCCUGUACUACCAGCCUACCAAGGCCUUCAAACGAGUGGACCAAGAUAAGAAGAAGGAAGAAAUUGACAGAGUCAAAAAGAAGUACGGUGUGUCUGAUGACUGAAGUCUACCAAGCUCCCAAGUCCUGCUGUUCACUGUUCACCUGUAUUCAGUAAACAAAACCAUGUCUUCAUCACACCA